Molecule: messenger RNA, 756 nt
Organism: Lottia gigantea (owl limpet)
Lineage: Eukaryota; Metazoa; Mollusca; Gastropoda; Lottiidae
Exons: 2
Coding region: 1-756 (251 amino acids)
Biological process (GO): arachidonate secretion; phospholipid metabolic process
Molecular function (GO): A2-type glycerophospholipase activity; structural molecule activity
Source: RefSeq, a predicted model, not a curated record
AUGUCUUUAAUAAAUGUCCAUCCUCCUAAAACGUAUUUCGGUGCGGGAGACAUUCAAAAGUCAUUGGGUUCUCUUCCUGGAUUCCCAUGGGCAAAAUAUCCCGGAGAAAAACAUCUCCCAGGUCACAAUUAUACAGGUCCAGGCACUAGGUUAGAUCUGCGUUUAGACGAAAAUGAUAUUCCCAAACCAGGGGAAGAACCCGUUAAUAGAGUUGACGCAGCAGCACUCAAACACGACAUACUGUACAGAAAUAAAGACGUAACAUUCAGACACCAAGCAGACAAACAAAUGAUAGACGAACUCGAAAAUAUUCCCAAUCCCACUUUCAAAGAGAAAUUACAGAGGGCUCUUAUCAUAAAACUCUUGAAGGCAAAAUUGAAAUUGGCACCAAAAGUCAAAUACAACAUCGUUUUGACUUCUGAUGGUGUUUUAAAAGAAAAGAAAACGUUUAAAGGUUAUUCUAAUGAUAAGAUAAGUGUAGAAGAUUACGUUCAGUUAGCAAGCGGACAUGAUGUGUCGAACGAAUUUAAUAAACCAUGGGAAAAAAGUUUCACCAAUGGAGUAGUUAUUCCAAAUGAUAAACAAACUAAAGUUUUUAGAAGUUAUUUGAAUAAUGUUAAAAGAAAACCACCAAACAGUGAAGGAAUUAUGUAUCCUUACAACGACAAAGAUGAGUAUAGUUUUGACGAAAACUAUGAAUUUGAUGAUUUCGAUUAUCUUACUAUUCAAGAAGAGAAUGGAGAUUGUUUUAAAUGA